CGGCAAAUAUAUCGACAGUGUGACCGGGUUUUACUUCAGACUGCGAAAGAACGUUUUCAAGAUAAAGGAAGAAGCAACAUCUCAUUUGGCGAGACGUCUGACUCAACUAUGCCAAGUAAGGAAAGCGUAGGAUCACGGCUCUACUUGCAAACAAUCAGCGUCUCUGAAACUCCCCUUAUCGUGAUCUCCAGUCAGCGACGGCUCGAGUAACGGCACUCGAGAAAUAUAUGAGGCAGCAACAACGGCGUUUCUAUCAGUCGUCGCUUUGUCCUUCUCGAAAAAAGUGUUCCACAACAAACAAAAGACACGCACUUUCGCAGACGCGUUUCAACCUCUUGACCCGUGGUUCGGCACGAGACCGAGCGAAGAAAGACAACUCGGCGCGCAAGCAGAUAUAUCCGCGUUCAUUAUAAGUUGUUUCGGAAAAACGACAGCCAACAGCUGAUUCUCAGAGUCGUCCAUCACUCUGUCAUGGAGUCCCACACUCUGAUCCUGGUCGGCUCUGUCGUCCUCGCCUGGGCAUUUCCGUGUGUCCACGGCGCCUGUCCUAGCGGUCGCGGGAGACCCAGCGAUUGUCAGUAUUCCAGCUGCACGGACCGGGAGUGCGAGGCGCAAGGUCUAGAGUGCUGCCCCAAGUCCUGCGGAGGGACAGCGUGUGUUCAGGGUGUCAUUGACGGCAUCACCUUCGGCUCGCCCUGUCCCGAGUUCCUGCCUCCGGAGGGAGGCUGCCAGACCCGAAACAACGAGACAUGCGAGGAUUUGCACUGUAUUUCGACAUUGCACAAGGUGUGCUGCCUGCAAGCCUGCGGAGAUCCCUUUUGCUUUCCGUUCGGGGAGGAUUAAAGUCAUCGUGGCAUCUGACUGGCGGCUGUUCCAGCGAAUAAAAACGCGCGCGAUGUGUUUUUUUGAA
Messenger RNA from Ixodes scapularis (black-legged tick), 910 nucleotides. Its product is annotated as keratin-associated protein 9-1. Bases 472 to 843 code for a protein of 123 amino acids. The record is from RefSeq and is a predicted model, not a curated record. The transcript is spliced from 2 exons. Lineage: Eukaryota; Metazoa; Arthropoda; Arachnida; Ixodida; Ixodidae.